CCGAGAGGCAGGAUAGCUUUGAGGACUCUGAACUGAAUCCCAUCAUCAAUGUUCUGUCCAGUACCAUCACUGAUCCUGAAGAGAAAUCCAGCAGUACUGUGGACGCUGAGGCUUCUCUUCUCUGGGACACGUUUGAUCUUCACAACCUCAGACAUGAUUCCUGUGAACGGUUGGAUGCGUCUCUGUGUGAGUGGGUUCAGAGAGAACAAGAAGAGCUUCAGGAGGUGGAGAAGACUUUAGAGCGAGCAGCUGAGAUCCUGCAGGAGGAAGAGAAUGUGCUUGCACAGGAAGUGAUGCUCGAUGAGCUGUUAGAAACUGAAGACGUGCUCAAACACGGUCCUGUAUGGAAUAAAGAUCAGCACAGUGAGAUGUCUCUUCAAGAUCUGGUUCAAUCUGGCGUGAUUGGGUUAGACGAUGAAAUCUCCUCUUCUCUUCCUGUCAGUCCUCGCAGUCAACUCCCAUCAUCUGAUUCUGACACUGAAACCAGUGAGAUUUGUGAAAACUGCUCCGGUUCACGCGGAUCAGUUACCGAAAGCUUCACGUGUGUGGAUGUACAACAGAAAGUGGACAGAAGUGACAUCCUUCAAGAUCUUCAAGUUCUCGAGGAGCAAAUUCUGGAGGAGAGGUUCAAACUUGAAGCCUUGCGUCUCAGCGAGUCCGAACCUUUAGCUCGAUCUCACGUCACGACACGUAGCUCCUGCAGAGAGCGCCGGAUGUUUCUGGCACACCUGGAGGACGAGAGGUGGGUCGUCGAGAAAAUGGAAAGAAGUCUGCGAAAAGAGCGAGUAAAGAAGAGAGUUGUGAGGUGUUCCAUCAUGAAGAACUCUAUGAAGAAAGAUCUGUGGAGUUCAGACACCGAAGAGAAACUGCAACAUACCGACACAUCUCAUCUUACAAAGAUGAACACCAGUCCAUCACCUCAAGAUGAAAAACAGGAGUGUACAGAAGUCGCAAACAAAUCUCAGUCAAGUUUGAGUUCUCCUGCUUCUCCAGAUUCUACAUCUCUGUCUGAAAUUGAUCAAGAUGUCCGGUCUCGUCACGAGGAGUCAGAUACGAGUGAUUUGUCGCGAUUUUCCAGCACAGACUCUCCAGCUUCGGUCCACCCGGAGCGGUCAUCAAAUCCUCUGAUGGAUGAAAUAUCUUCCUGUCCAGCGGAGACGCAGCAGACCAAUCCAGAGAAUGGUGCUUUUGAUCCUGGUGGAGCGCUGGUACCUGCACCAAAACGUGUCUUUUAUGACGCACAAACACAAAAGCAUUCUGAAUCCAUCUCCGAGUCAAUCAACCUCACCCAAACUCCCGGCGAGAUCACAAGAUGUCUACGAGGACUUCAUAUGCAAAACAAUAACAACAACACUCUCGUCCAAUCAUACCGACACGACGGACAUUCUGAAACCCAAGAGAACAUCUCUACAGUCAUAGCAAACACAGCAGAACCGCAGCAUGAGGAAAGUGUUAAAGCAGAAUGGGAGGAGACGGGGCAGAUGUCGGGCCGUGAGCGGAAUGAACGUGGAGUUUAUGAUGGAGGUGGCUCCACAAGAGCCGUGUUUGGAUCUCUGCUGGACCAGCCGCAGCUGAUCACGUCUAAUAGACCGCUGGACUAUAAGACGCCCAUUGUGCUGGACACGGGCUCUGGUUUGAUGAAGGCAGGAUUUGCAGACCAGGACCUUCCCACUAUUGUGUUCCCUACUGUUAUUGGUCAUCCAAAAUAUGAGGAGGUGAUGAGUGGAGGUGUGGACAGAGAUGUGUAUGUGGGUCAUGAUGCUCGGCACAUGAGAGGAGUUCUGACCCUCAAACAUCCCAUAAGAAACGGCAUCGUACGCAACUGGGAUGAGAUGGAGAUGAUCUGGCAUCAUGCGUUCCAGCAGCUCUCUGUGGAUCCUCGGGAUCAUCCGGUGAUGUUGACGGAGGCGGCCAUGAAUCCUCUGGAGAACCGUCAGCGGAUGAUAGAACUGAUGUUUGAAACCUUUAACGUCCCGCUCACAUUUGUGGCCAUGCAGGCCGUUCUGGCGCUUUACGCCUCAGGACGAACCACAGGUGUGGUUCUGGACUCUGGUGAUGGUGUCAGUCACAGUGUUCCAGUGUUUGAUGGUUACUGUCUGCCUCACGCUGUCCAGCGCUUCAGUCUGGCCGGAGCUGACGUCACGCUGCAGCUGCAGAAGCUUCUCCUGGAACAGGGUGUCUGUAUGCAGACGUCUGCAGAGCUGGAGAUCGUGCGGGAGAUGAAAGAGAAAUGUUGUUGUGUGGCACUGGAUUAUGAAUCCGAGAUCCGGAAGAGAGGUACGGCGUCCUCGGAGGUCCAAUACACGCUACCUGAUGGACAGAUUGUCUCGCUCUGCACAGAACGCUUCAGGGCACCAGAGGUCCUGUUCAAGCCAGAGCUGAUUGGACGAGAUCAUUAUGGGAUGCAUGAGAGCGUUUUUAAAUCCAUUCUCCAGUCUGACGUUGACCUGCGGAGGAGUUUUUUGGGAAACAUGGUUUUGUCAGGUGGUAAUACGCUGUUGGCCGGACUCCCCGAGCGUCUGCAGAUGGAGAUCAGACACAUGGUUCCAGCAGAUCUGAUGGAGUCUGUGAGAGUCACGAGUCCAAGCGAUCGAGACUUCUCAGUGUGGUGUGGAGGAGCCGUGUUGGCCAAUCUGCCCGUGUUCUCCAGCGCCUGGAUCAGCUCUGAUGAAUAUGAAGAGUUUGGUCCACAGAUUGUGUUCAGGAAAUGUUUCUGAGGUUUACUCAUUUUAAUGCAGUUUUGUCAUUCAACGCGGUCUUAUUGAAAAGAGUUAUUUAUGUAGAUGAAUAACAGCCUGGUGAAUUCUGAAUCAUGUGACCGUAAUGCAACGCAUCAGCCGUGUUUUAAGCUUGUUUGAUGAUUUUUGUCCUUAACCAACACUAAAAGUGGUUAAUAACACUGGUUGUAUCAAUCAGAUAUUUUUUACUCUAUUAUAUAUAUCUAUUCAAAAUGUUAUCUAAAAGUUUUAUAUGUAUGUGAUGAUCAAUUCUCUGUGUGGUUUGUGGAUGCAGGACUCGUGUCAAACGUGUGAAUGGAUGGAGUCCGUUGUGAAUCUUUUAAAGUAAUGUGCCACAGUCAUCUACAGAUUGAAUCUUUACAUUCAUUUCUGAGCUGAAGUCUGAACUCAUUUACCUGCCAGAGAUCCUGUUCUCCUACAUAGCUGCAAUUUCUCAUCUUUCCCUCAGCUGGUUUUGAGUCUUGUGUGUUUUGAGUGGAAUUGGGUUUAUUUGCACGAGUGUCAUACUUGGAAUAAGUUUGUAUUUUCACGGUGGUUUUGCUUUAGUCUUUAGUGUCUGAAGGAAUGGUUUUGAAGUGCGUAUGGAUGGAUAAACAUGGAUUGAGAUUGUGUAUCCUGCAGGUUUUGAUCUCAGUCAUUCUCACAGACCUCUACAGUAUAAUAAACCCUUCGGUGUGUGCCGGACGAAAGAUUUGUAAAUGCACUUUAUAUGCGUUUGGUGUGCAUGUCUGUGUUUAUUUCUGCAUGUGUGUGACUGCACAGACUGUUGAAGGUUUGGUCUGUUUGUUAAUCGCUGAAUCUUUAGUUUUUCAUUGGUUCAGGUGGAUUUGUCUUUAAUGCCCCGUGAUCUCCAGCAUCAGUGUCUGUUAAACUGUCCUGACCUUUUUACAAUAAAUCAUUCGAAAUCAACCUUGUUUUGUGUGCUUUUUAAAAGUCGCCAUAUUUGUAAACAACUUGAUAGUGUCAAGCUUUUCUAAAACUAGAUUAAUCUGGCAAGAAGUUUGAAACAUUCAGUAACAUGUCUGCUCAGAUUCAGCUGCCGCACAUGCACGGUAAGAGCAAUUUACAGACAUCAAAAUAUCUUUUAAACAGAGUAAAAGAUCUGUUUCAUGAAAAAUAGCUUUUAAUUUCAGAAUGAUGUAAGGUUAAAGGUAUGAUGAACUGGGCUUGUUUAUUGUUUUAUACUGUUGUAUGAGGUCUACUUAUGACGUCCGCGUGGUUUUUACAUUCAAAAACAUCAGCAAUAGGCCAUUUUCUACCUGGGUUUUGAGGCCGGCUCGACAAACGAUCGGUUUGAAUGGGUGGGCCGCCAUGAAGGCUUGGAAGUAAACGCCCACUGCUAUGAUUGGAUGGCAGUUUGCGUAGUAAACUUACUUGGAGCCUUCUGUGAAUUUGGUUAGAGACGUAACGUUAGGUUGCACAUUCGACCUAUUCGCACAGGAUUUGGAUUAUCUGGGGACCUUGUGUGAUUUAUAAAUUACUUCCCCAUAUCAGUAUUUCAUGUGGCGCAUUCGCACGGGAUGAUUUUACUCAAAUUUACUAAUUUAUGUCCUGGAUGUGAUGGCAAGGCUUUGCGCAUAGUUUGUAUAGCCUGUAUGGUGUUUAAUGAUAGCCGUACCUGUCAGCAUUUGAGCCCCGUGAUUGCGAACCAGACAUAAGAUCACCGCGAUAGCAAAUCUCAAAUGUUACGAGAGUUUCCAUGAUAAACAAACGGGAGCUCCCGGUAAUUUAUGGAAUUAUACCAAAACACUUCAAAACAGCCUCCAUUGUUUGCAAACUGUGCAUAAAACCUUGAAAAAUGAUAUAUGAGCCUGCCAAAUCACAGAGAUGCAGAUUCGCACUAAUAUUAUCACAGGACCUCGGUGUUAGUCAAAAUAUGGUAGGUCAUUUGUGGGGGAAUUUUUACUUUACAAAUUAAAGACAUGGCCGAUUCGCACGGGACUAAGAUCACAGACAACCUCUGCAACUAUUACAAAUGACUAGAGGUCCCCAGGUAAUACUAAUCCUGUGCGAAUAGGGCUCAGGGCAUAUCAAGCGAUCUGCAACAAAGCAAUAGUGACGCAUAGUAGAAAUCUGUUGUACUCGCAUAAUAUCGCUGCGCCAUUCCUAUCGGAUCCAAUAUUGACGGCACAGCGCUGCUUUUUAAUUUUAGUCUCUCCGCAAAUCCAUCGUUGACCUCUUCACAAAGGAAUCCGCGGUAAUGUUUUACCCACGUGAGCUGGAACGUCUUUAAAAAUAAACUAAAUAUGUCGGAAUCCGAAUGAAGGUUAUGCAGCGACUGUGUUCUUCCACAACCAGGCACUGACUGCACAAUAUUUUGCGAUCUUUAACAGCAUGUUUAUUGCUUGCUCGCUCUAUCUGGUUCUGCGCAACUUGUUACUUCAGUACUGUCAUGCACAAACCAGUGGGCGGGGCUAGAGUAGUUGAUUUUCUUCUGUGGAGGCGGUGUUCAACCUAUAGGCGUUCGCUGAACCUGGUGUCAAUAACCGCUGUAAUCUCAGUAACAAGGGUGUUUUCAGUUCUGACACUUACAGGAUGUUCACUUGAAUAUGAUUCCCUCUUAUAUAACAAAAGCUUGGGUUAAAAUUGAGAUCUUAAUUCAUUGCCCCUUUAAGUGAGAACAAUCAUUUAAGCACAGACUAAAUACAUCAAAAUACAGAAGUUGAAACUACUUGAAGAGUUUGGUUCCAAAAUCAUGUUUUUAUGUUAUGAUUUGUGUUAGUUGGUUAUUUAGUUAUUAUGACUUAAAUCAAAACAAACCAACUGCAGUUUGAUUAUGAAUUGGAAUACACAAGAAAAAAUGAAAUGAUCUCAUUUUGGAAAUAAACUCUUUGUUUGUUUUGUGUCAUCACAGUAAUGGUAUAUUAGAGGUUUACAAAAGGUCAAUAAUUAUACAUGUGAAGCUUAAGCACAAAAAUCGAAUAAUUUAAAAUAACUAUAUAUACAGGUAUAUAUAUUUGUAUGGUGUAUAAUGAUAUAUGACCGUACCUGUCAGCAAUUGAGACCCGCGUUCGGGGAUCUUCUGUCCGGUUCGCGUUACGGGAGUUUCCAUGAGAAAUAACAAAACGGGAGCCUCUCGGCCAAAACGGCAGUGUUGGCAGGUAUGGAUUUUGGGUGACCCAGCACCCAAAAUAAUAUCAAAACACUUCAACACAGCCUCCAUUUGCGCUAUUUGUGUCUGUUUAUGUUCUUAUUUGUUUCGUGUUAUAUCAUCUGCCAUGUUAUCUGUGUUUAUUAUGCGCUACUGAUGUACAGUGAAGAUUCUCACCGCUGCACUGUCACAUGUCACAGGCCACACGUGACACGACUCAAAACAUCAGAAUCAUCCGCGCAGUUGAGCAGUGCCGAAUCACAACUCAAUUAAAGAAAAUACCUCCGCACAUCACUUGCAGUAGCAAUUUCAAACUGAGAUGGCGACAAAUAGGCCAAUCCUACGGACUGCCAAUUUAAAGUUGGCAUGAAACCGAAGUAGCGAUUGUCUUUUUUUCCGUAUCGUGACGCCCGAGUGAAACGACUUCUGAAAUGAGGAAAAAAUGUAGGAGGGGACUUGAUUACAUUCACCGACAACUGAUUGGAUCGUUAAAAGGCGAAAGAUUUGAACGCCAGUUUGCAAUCUGUCAGGCAUUGAAGCCCCGCCCUCGCACCAUUCCUCGUGACCAGAAGUGAAGAGAGGUCGUUUCCAGAGGGGGAGGAGCUUAAUGUUUUAAAUAGAUUACAGUGCACAUGAAUUUUUAAAAAAUACUGAUGUGCGCGAAUAAAUAAUUUAUAAUAAACACUUCACCACUGUGUAAAACAAUUAGAAUGAUCAUUUUUAAUUUCAUGCCGACUUUAAGAUCUGAGUUUGUGAAAAGCAGCCUGUGUGUAGGUGCAUUUGAAUCUGGGCAGCGAUCAUAAGCCUGCUUUGUAAAGUGAAAACAGUUCCACAUUUUAAAAUCUUGUCAGUCCACUCUAUUAGUUUAACUAAUACAAAUUUGCCACCACAUGGUCUGUAAAAACAUCCAGCAAACCUCUAAAAUUAAACUGAUUUUGUCUCUUUAAAGGUCCAGUGUGGGGGUUUAAAUAAAUAAUAGUUAGAUUAUUGUCCCAUUUUCUGUCUGUUCUACUCUUAAUUGAACACAUGCUAUUGGUUCAGUUCCCCAUCACUCAUCAUUAACCUGCUGAUGUCAUCACCCCCACGUCCAAUAAAACAGCCUGCCAGACAGCCAAUCACAGAGCAGAUGUGUUAUUACACUGAGACCUGAAAACAUGUGACAUGUUGUUCAUCUCAAAACUUAGUAGAUAAAAUAUUUACAGCAAUUGAAAGAAUCUAUAAGGUUCAUGUCAUGUUAUUUGCUUUGAUGAUAGUGGUUUGUUCUUUCUUGGUAUGUGCAAACCAAAUAUAAUAAAAAAUCAAUAAUAUUUCUAUUUUAUACUAAUAACUUAGUUGUUAUUAGUUAGCGUUGUGGUUUUUCUGAUGGUAGAACAACAGUUUGCUGUCUCUGAGUUGCUGCGUCCCAAUUUGCCUGCUAUGAACUAAAAUAUCUAAUGUUUUUGUUAUCUAUUCUGUUUUUGUUAUAACUAUAUACAGUGCUAAAAUAACCAAAUAAUGAAUUCAGGAGCUGCAAAGUGAAAAGGGAAAGAAAAGAAACACACCAGAGCAUUUUAAAAAGUACCUCAACUGUCUAUAUAUCUUCUAUCAUCUGUAAUUACUUUACGGCAAUAUAUUUUUUUAUAUAGAGUAGACUCAGGUUAUCUCAAAAAGUGGGCUGCUGUGUUACUGCAAAAAAUGAUUUAAAAAAAUACCUAUUUAUAAUUUAUAACUAUUCAGAGUCACUAUUCAGUUUCUCUUUAAGCACAAGCUACAAGUUUUUUUAGAUGUCAGAAGUCAGAGGAUUAUAUUGAUUUAUAUUGAUUAGAAACACAGAUGGUGUUUUCAUUCAUUGUUCAG
Molecule: messenger RNA, 7665 nt
Organism: Triplophysa rosa
Lineage: Eukaryota; Metazoa; Chordata; Actinopteri; Cypriniformes; Nemacheilidae
Exons: 11
Coding region: 294-2717 (807 amino acids)
Source: RefSeq, a predicted model, not a curated record